CAGCGGAUCGGCGGCUGCGUGCGGGGAGCUCCGCAGGAGCCCAGCCCGGAAUGAAACAAGCUGGAGCCUCAGGAGAGAGGAUCUGUUCGCUUGGAAAAGUCUUUAAGGAAUCGAUCGGGAGAUGCCGGUAAGAGAAGUUGCUGAAAGACAAGCUGGAAUGGCCAGGAGCUGCGCGCCGCCGGCCCCGUCACACACCGGAGCAGCUGAACUUUGUGGGGUCUGAACAUUUUUCUCCUCUGCGAACGCUCUGGGCAGCGCUGACGGGAGAGCCAGGACGGCACCGCACACCUUGAGCCUGGGGUAGUGCCAAGGGGGGAUUUCUGUCUCUCCAAGGACCAUCGCCUCUGAAAAAAAAAAAAAAAAAAAAGCUGGAGAAGGGCAAUUUAUCUUUCUUUUCCAGAUGACUGAAAAUAUCUACAGGAUCCUGUCUCUCCGGUUUCCAUCGGUGAGUAGCAUAAGGGACAGGCAACUGAGGAACAAAAAUGAUAUCGGUCAAAAUCAUUCCAGCACCUACUUUCUCCUAAGGAACUUCAUGCCCAUAGGGGUUUUCUGUGGGCAUUUCCAAGAGUGAGACCGAGGUACCACAGAUACAUCCCUACCGGAUCAUGUAAGAAUUUGCAAAUGAGAAACGUACCCCAUCCAGACCUUCUCUGCCCGCUUUGCAGUACAUGGUUUGGUGUCAGCACAGCAAUUCUCACCUCUUUCUCUCCCUUUUAAGUCUCUUGAGCUUGGAGACCUCUUUCCUCAUUGCAAUUAUGAUUAUUUGCAACAUCAGUGCCAUCAAAGAUUGGAGCACUUUCCUUUCCCAAAUCCUCCCCAGCGUUAACAAGACUCUGAACUUGGUACAGCAAGUGGAAGCCACCACCAGCUCGGUGGUCAGUGUCCUCCAGGACCCCGAACAGGACAACUACCUGUCCAACAGCCAGUCCAUGAACUCCAGCAACUUCACAGCUGGCCUGGACCAUUUGUUCCAGUACUCAUACUCGGACAAUGACCAGCUCUACAAGGAGUACAAACCCCCUCCUCGAGACGCCAUUCCUCUGCCCAAGGCUGUCCUCUACCUCCUCAUGGCAGCCCUGGUGGUGGUGGCAGUGGCAUAUGCCAUCGUCGGGCAUCUCAUCAAGGACCUCAUUUACGACUUUGUAGACUGGAUCUUUGGCCCCAGCCCAGAUGACAACAGCAACAAGAGCGACAUCAACUGCAUCAGCAACAGCGUCAACGAGAUGAGCGAGAUGCCCGAGGCGCCGCGGCACCGGGAGCGCCAGCCCCAGGACGUGGUCAUUGCCAUCAGUGAGACUUGCCACUUGCCACAGCAGACGUGACCGGCGCCACGGCCGGGCCAGGCGGGAUGGAGCAGCGGGAUGGAGCAGCGGGAUGGAGCAGAAGGAUGGAGCAGUGAAACAGUGCAGCAGCCACCUUGCAGGACCGGGCAGGGAGAGGAAGGGAUGGGCAGAGCCAGCACCGUGGAGCAAAGCCCUUCUCCCCCUGGUUUUACCAGCCUCUAAGGACCUUGUGGGGGUGGGUGGCAUCACCCCUUCUCCCAGGCUUGUCAGCCCUGUCCUGACAUCUGCCCUUGGGUUUGUGACCCCCUCUUUGUUCCCUGUGAAUAGCAAAAAAAAGCAAAUGCAAAAUGCACCCACCAGACAAAGCUUGCAAGAGAAAUGAGCUGGA
Molecule: messenger RNA, 1671 nt
Organism: Vidua chalybeata
Lineage: Eukaryota; Metazoa; Chordata; Aves; Passeriformes; Viduidae
Exons: 3
Coding region: 669-1322 (217 amino acids)
Source: RefSeq, a predicted model, not a curated record